Molecule: messenger RNA, 492 nt
Organism: Angiostrongylus costaricensis
Lineage: Eukaryota; Metazoa; Nematoda; Chromadorea; Rhabditida; Metastrongylidae
Source: the annotation of a GenBank genome assembly
AUGCUCCUCGAGCUGAUUCUUCUUGCAGUCUUGGAGAUGUGGCCGAGGUUAGGGCGUUCCCAUGUGGAUUGCGGAGUAGCGAUUGAGAAAGUGGUCGAUCUAGUGUCUUUGGUUCUUGAUGGACGCCAACAUCUUGGCGUACAACUGUGUGCUAACAAACCGUGCGUACUUAUGGCUACUUACAAAGAAGGUGGUGAUGGCAGGAAGAUGAGGAAAAAAGAUGCCUUGGGUGAAGCUGAAGAGAAAUUGGCGGCACUUUCAUUGGAACCUGACCGCCCUAUAAUGGCACCGAGUACUGCGGCUGGAACAUUUGGAACACCGUUUAAUGUGCAAACGAAUGUCUUCGGUGUGAAACUGGAAGAUACUAUUUCUAUCUGGAGAUAUGAUGUCGCAGUUUUCGCCGAAAUCAAAGGAAAGAGAGCAGUAUUCUUCACAAAGAAAAGUCGUGAGGAGUACGUUUCGUUUGUAUUUAAAUCUAUUUCGACAGCUUGA